Molecule: messenger RNA, 2246 nt
Organism: Micropterus dolomieu (smallmouth bass)
Lineage: Eukaryota; Metazoa; Chordata; Actinopteri; Centrarchiformes; Centrarchidae
Gene: rnf5
Product: ring finger protein 5
Exons: 6
Coding region: 147-791 (214 amino acids)
Biological process (GO): ubiquitin-dependent protein catabolic process
Cellular component (GO): endoplasmic reticulum
Molecular function (GO): ubiquitin-like protein conjugating enzyme binding; ubiquitin protein ligase activity; metal ion binding
Source: RefSeq, a predicted model, not a curated record
CAUUCAGGUAGAGCGACGGCAGCAGAGCAGCCUCGACGGUGACACACUUGUCGUCGCCUCUGACUUCACAGCUAACGUUCGCUCGGGUCGAGCCGGUGUGGGUUGGGUCGGUACUUUACCUUCCUUAUACUUGUACAGUUAAUAUUAUGGCGGCCGCGGAUCCCCGGUCCUCGAGUGACGGCGGGCCGGCCAGCAGAGGAGGAUUCCCUGCCGGGGAGAACGGCAACGACCGCGACGGACCUGGCGGCAGCAGCAGCGGCGGCGCCAGCGGCGAGGGCGAACGGGAGCGGGACCGGGCCACCUUCGAGUGCAACAUUUGUUUGGACACUGCCAGGGACGCUGUCAUCAGUAUGUGCGGCCACUUGUUCUGCUGGCCCUGUCUUCAUCAAUGGUUGGAGACGCGGCCCAGCAGGCAGCAGUGUCCCGUCUGUAAAGCGGGCAUCAGCAGGGAGAAAGUCAUUCCAUUGUACGGCAGAGGGAGCUCCAGCCAGGAGGACCCCAGGUUGAAAACUCCACCUCGGCCUCAGGGACAGAGAACAGAGCCAGAGAGUAGAGGCGGGAUGUUCCAGGGUUUCGGGGACACUGGCUUCCACAUGUCUUUUGGCAUCGGUGCUUUCCCCUUCGGCUUCUUCACCACAGUCUUCAACACCAACGACCCCUUUCACAGAGCAGACCAGUAUGCAGGUGAUCACCAAGGCAAUGGUAACCUCAACAACGGCAACAACAACUGGCAAGACUCCCUCUUCCUGUUUGUGGCCAUCUUUUUCUUCUUCUGGCUACUGAGUGUGUGAUGGAGUCUAGGGACAGAUGGACGGACGAGUGGCUCGACUACCGGGAGGGAGGAGCACAAAAAAAAACACAACCCAACUCUCACACAUUUAACUAAAGCUACAGACACGCUCAUUUUACAUUUCCUAGCAGGCACUAACUUGGGAGAGAAAACGGAUCAUUGUUUGAUCCCAAAACAAAGAAAUACAGGAAAUUUGGUUUCCCCCUCAGCCGGCAAAAGGCAGAUUCACUUUAGGAUACUAAGCCCCACCCACCUGCUUUGUUCAUUUUGUUUAUGCACGAAACACAAAGAAGUGUUGCGUGAAUCCCAAAAUAAGUCACAUUAACCCUCCCUCUCUACUUGCACCUGUAGAUAUAUGCACACACAAACAAAGGUGGACACUUAAAAGUUUAAGGGGGCUCACUGUUGGGGUUCAGAGACAGUAUUAAAUGAGUGUGAGCUUUGUAAACUUUUUUUUUUUUUUGGUGUUGAGCAGUAGAAAAAGGUGGGUGGAGGAUAAUUUGGGGCAGUGACUAAUUCUGUUUUGGUUGUUCACAUUUCUUAAAUAGAGAGGGAGAGGCAUGUUGUAGAAAAUUUAAGUAGGGUUAAAUCAGGGAAGAGAGCAGGGUAUGAGAGAACGUAAGGGUUGCUAUUGCAACUUUUUGCUUAAUCUAAAAGACCAAAGAGGAUCCGUCAUGUACAAUGUGAAAAAUUUAACCGAAUUAGGUUCCUGUUUACGCUUUCCUCGUGAAAUAAAAAACUACAAUUUGCGACAUGAAAAUAGAUGGACAGAUUCAAAACAGCACAGAUGGAUGCAUUUUUUUAAAAUAUACAUUUGUCUUAACAAAAAACUGCCAUUGCACUGUGAAGUUAUUUGUAGACGGAGCUGUCCUAAAGAUUUAGUGUGCUGGUGAUGAACCACUUGUUGCGUCUACAAACAUGGAUGGGGUUACAGUUUGUGAGAUUUUUCACAUCAACAUGAGCAACUUGAGAGAGUCUAAAAAAACAAACCUGACACACAGUUUGUCAAUUACAGAACAAAUUGUCAAGAGAGAAAAGUUCUGGCUUGCAAAGUAGCUCGAUGAGAUGCUGCACAAUACGUCCUGACAGCAGGUAGAGUCGGGGCAGUGUAACAAAUGAGAAUCUAUUAGUCGUGGAGGUGAAAAGGUCAGCACACUAAAGAUUUGCAGGAAUGACAACAGUUCACUGAACUUUCUGUCAGUUGAUUUGUUUUUCUGUGUCUGUACACAUUAUAUAUUUGUAUAUAUGAAUAUUGUAAAUGCUGUUUUUACGUGUUUGAGUGGAUGAUCGACCAUGGAGAGAGGACAAGAUCUCCUCAAUAUGCUUUUGUAAAGCGAGAUCUGGUUCCUGGUUUUCAUAAAUUCCUUCCCUUUUACUCAAAACGCUUGCAGCCCACGUUAACUAUUCUGUCAACCUCUCUCAUUAAAUUAAAUAAAUGUUACAAGUGCAAAACAAA